Messenger RNA from Fopius arisanus, 5432 nucleotides. RefSeq lists its product as uncharacterized. The record is from RefSeq and is a predicted model, not a curated record. Lineage: Eukaryota; Metazoa; Arthropoda; Insecta; Hymenoptera; Braconidae. The coding region runs from base 188 to 3373 and encodes 1061 amino acids. The transcript has 9 exons.
GUGGCAAUAUGGCUGUAGUCUUGCGCGCAGUUUGGGAAUGGACGCACACUCGAUAGUUACUCACUUCCAUUCACCAAUUUUUGUUGAUUAUCAUUUAUUACUUGUCAAACGGAUACCCAUACCCGUCUUAUGGGUGAGGGAUUGACAUCUGUAUCUCGUAAACAUCAGUUUAAUAUUGCGAGAUAACAUGAGUGAAAUUGUCGAGCUGGCGCACAGUGUGGAAAAUUCAACUGCGUCGAAAGGUAUGGAGGGCCGACAGUGGAUGGAAAAGUUCAAAGCGAUGCUCCUGCUCAAUCGAUUUACUCCUGGCUCUUUGAUCUCCUUAAUGACAUAUUACGCAAGAAAUGUACAACCCAGUGUUAGUGAGUGUCAACCGAAGCCACUCAAGGUGGAAAAAUUGAGAGAGUCAAUCAGUGAAACUCUGCGCUUCUUUUUGUAUUGUUAUAGAGCUCAAAGAGAGACCUUUCAGGAGACAGAGCGAACGGAUUAUAUGGACACGAUGUCUGAUUUAUUGGCAAUGUACAUAGAUAUUGAGCUGAAAGCAUCAAAAAGGAGUGAUGAGGCGCAGUCCAAUAUUUCAGCUCGAUUAACUUCGUACCUUUAUAUUUGCUUAGAUAAUUCACAUCAACACCUCAUGGAUACUCUUCUGAAAGUUCAAUUCCUCAGUUCUACGUAUCAUCAGAUUUUAGAUCCACUUAUAGAGAAAAUCCUGCAGAUGGUACCGGAGCAUCCGAUUAAUGGUGUCAUGUACGUUCGAUAUUUUCUCGUCUAUCGUAUCUGGAAGAGAAUAAAUAAAGGCUCGCCAAUGAAGGACGACAUAGCUGUGAAGGCGAAAACCUCCCUGCGUUCGUCGCCUCCUGCAUUACCAGAGUAUCUUGUUGAUAGUGUACUACCGAAAGUGCCAAAUGAUGAGAAAAUCACCACUGAAGUUUUAUUAAUACAGAAAUUUGAUCUAGAGAAGUCAGCUGAGAAUUUUCUCAAAUUCGUGAAAGAUUCGAGAGAACUACCUCCUGUUCAAAGCCCUCAAUCUACCCAGAAUGAAAAGCAACCUGAAGAUAAAUCGGCUAUUAAUUCAAAAAAAAAAUUAUGUUUAUCGCGUAGAUUACCGGGAAAAUUGAGUGAAGUAGUUUUAAUUGAUUUAACAAAUGAUGAGACAAGUGGUAGGGUAUUGAAGCAGAAGAAAAAAUCUGGCAGACGUCUGUCGUGGCUGCAAGAGGUGGCAAAGCGAAAAAUGACGAGCAGUAGCGCCAAGGAAGAUAGCACCACUGAAGAUUCCCAAAAAUUGGACUUAUCAUUGUUUCUCACGACAGAUGGAGAUCAAUCAAUAAUCAUUGAGGACCAGCGAGAGAGAGAGUCAAGUGGAACUGAUAUCGGCAGUCAGUCUUUGACGGAGAGGACUCAAACCGUUGAAAUCGAUUCUUGUGAUCCAACGAGGGUCCCACAGAUCGAUGAUAUUGUAAUUCCUUCAUUGCAGGACUCUCCAGCAGCAGCUAACGAGGUGGAAAGAGUUACCAUGGAGAGUGAAACUAUUGAGAGUGGAAUUAAAGUACAAAUAGAAGUUCAGAGUGAGCUUGAAGAAACGACUGAAAUUAACGAAUUAAAGUGUGAAGAUAAUAUAACAGAGAUAUUAAAGAGUGAAAUUAUUGAUGAUGCUAAUUCAACAAGUACAAAUUUAGUUACUGAGUACCAGAGGGACACUGUACUUCAUAUUAAUCAGAGAUUGGAUGAGAGCCGAAAGAAUGUACUUGAGCGUUUGCCGGAGAAAAUGAUCGAUACCGAGUACCAAGAGCAGCAUAUCGACGGUCUCUCAUUACUCGCUAGUGUAUCACAAAGAAUAUCUCACUUGAGUACAGCUACAACGAGCCAUCCAAUCAAUCCAAAUCGUGAGAUUAUCAAAGUUAAGGAUUACAAAAGUCUGACUGACUUUGGAAGUACUAACGAUAUCCUUGAAAGCAAUAACAUCGACGAAGUAGCAUUUCAGGUUGAGGUGUCUUCGUCGGAGGACAUCUCAGAUAACUGCACAAGUGUAGUGUAUCCUACCCAACGUCUCGAUAAAUUGCCCACUGACGAGGAUAACGGCUGUCCAAGUACCUCAGUCGACAGUUCGAUACAAUCAGAGAGGGAAGAGACAAAUGUCAUUCUCAACGGUGAGACAGUAUUUCUCUACCAGAAAUCACCGAACAGCAAUUUGUAUAUAAUAAAUAAAGCUAUUGAGAAUCACGAGGAUGAGGAGACGACCAAUUUGAGUGAGAAGAUGUCUCCAAUAGAGGGCAUUGACGAGGUCAAUUAUCCCUACGAAAUUUACGACAAAAUGUACAGAAUCUCUCAGCCACCAGUGCCCCAGAUAUUUGACGAUCCCAGACGCGCACAAAAGGUCAAAGUAACUGCUUCAAACGACAGUAAUCGAGCAGUUGAUCUCCAGAAAUCUGGAAAGAAAGCCAGCAUUGAAGCUAAAUCACCGAGAAGGCACAGAAUGAGACAAGAAUUCAAUGGUUGUCCCUCUGAUCUUGUCGACCCACAUUCCAUUCGUAUUCCCACAGCACCCCUCUAUCACGCCAACUAUCCAACACCUGAAUUAUUUAUCUCGUGCCCCCAAAAUUGCAGCUCGGUUACCUGCGCCAUUCCUGUCAAUCAUUCAGCAUCACCCAUUCAUUCUCAUCCAAACUCAUCAAGAUGUACAUGUUUAAAUUGUCGUUAUGACAUUGUCACACACUGCACCCAGUGUAUUAUUCCACCGGGUGACGCCCAGACCACCAGUGGAAUCGAUGGUGGCUAUUACAUUGGAAUUCAGCCGACGUCUGUUCUGAAAGACUGUAGCCUAGAGGCUAAUACCCAAAAUGACGUCAAACCAUUCGAUGACAAGCCCCUGUACAGCAUUGAGCUUGGUAAUGGCAUUGAUAACAACCACGGGAUAUUGAAAAAUGUCAACAGCAAGUUACCUUUGAAGAAGCGGUUCAGUAUGAUGUCUGCGAGUUUUGUGGAGACUCUCCAGACGGACAAAUCAAUUGGUAAUUAUUCCAACUUGUCUAUUAAAUCUAUUGCCACUCGCGAUAACAGUAGAGACGGUAAAUUAUCCCCUAGAUUGCAGAAAGAAGAAGAGAAUGUGAUCAAUGGCUAUCACUUUGAUGAUCUUGAGCUAAAGCAAUCCGAGAUUGGCAGUGGUGUACCAAUAAAAAGUCGAAAAAGUCCGGAGAGUGGAAUAUCGAGGCCUUCGAAGAAUGUUAUGGAGCCUAAAACUCCGACAAAAAAUUCAAAAAGACAGACCAGACUGUCCAAGAGAAAAGUACCUAGAGUUAAUUACAACUAUCCUGAUGAUGAGAUUGACAGAAAUCCGUCCGGUGUGUCUAGGCGUAAGCGCAAGAGAACCCGAUGAUCAUUCAAGUCGAGUCAAAUUAUUCAUUCGACUCACAGUCAAAUAUCUCACCGUUCGACAGGCUGUGGUUAGUAUCAUUACGUGUACAUACUUAUUGAAGAAAACACCGAUAGAUUAGUUCGAAUUAGGUAAUAGUAUAUCUCCAGGUUGUUGAGGUGGGCUUUUAUUUUUAUUUUUUUUGCUGUGUGGAAUUGGCGUUCUAGGCGAUGAUCUAGCCAACCAUCAGUGCGAAUAAAAUCCCAUCGCAAUAACCUGGAUAUUUCCGUUUUGAUUGUCAUGUUUUCGGGUUUGGAGGUGUGCAGUAUCGAUUUCCAAAUGAAAAAUCGUGAGAAGCAGUACGGAAAAAUUAAUUAUGUAUGACCGAUGCGGCAUGGAAGAUUCAUCACUUGAAGAUUUCAACAAUUUGAAGAUUAUGAUUAUUUAACUGGUGGGAAGAAGAGGAAAAAUUCAUAUUUUUUCUUUAUCGCUGAAGAAUUAUCACUGGAGUAGAAAAUAAUGCGCAUCGAUUCAACACUGGUGAGUUAUUAAUGGAUGAUUGAAUAAUCAGACUGUCUGGCGAAUUUAUGAGGAUUCCCCUCUGCGAUUAUCAGCUGGGGGACGUCUGUGAAGAUUACGAUUAUUUAACUGUUCGAGAGGAGAAAACAAACACAUGGUUUUUCUUUCUCGCUGAUGAAUUCUCCCUGGAAUGGAGAAUAAUGUGCAUCGAUACAACUGGUCAGUUGAGAGCGGAAGCGUUAUACGAGUCGUUUCAAUAUAAGAUAGCGCCAAUAUCACAACACUGGUCAGCUGAGAAAGCGGAGGCAUACCGAGCCGUAUCAAUAUAAGAAACAGCGCCAAUAUCAGAAUUUCUGCCAUAUACCGAAAAUUCACCGACCAACAUACAACUGAAAUAAAAGCUGAUUGAGUAUUUGCACCAGAUACCGACGCAUCCAUGUACUCACCCGUUGUAUUUACUGGUAAAUAUAUAAAUGAGAGUGGGUGUGGAGCCUCAUAGGGACCUCUGGUGCGAAUAGUCAUAUUUAAUUAAAAUGAAAAAGCCAAAUAAUUAAUAAACCAAGUAGAACUUGACUAUUUUUCGUGGAACGCUAAGUGGGGGAUUCAUAAUCAAAACCGAAUUCAAAGGACCCUAGUCAAUGAAUAACAGAUGUGUACCCUGGUUUUACCAUUUCGAUUGUUAAUUUAUUUUUUAUCUCAAUGAAUUUGCUUGAUGUCUUCCCAUGAGUCCAACGGGUGUCGAUUAUUCCCUCGAUCCGUUUUUUAGUCUCAUCGACUUUUAUUUUUUACGUCAGAUCUAUUACUUUAGGUUUUUUUUUUUAUUAGUAAUUAUGCAACGAAAGACUGAGAAAGAAAAUAUUGCCGCUUGUAUGUUAUUUAAGUAGAAUCGUAGAGAAGCGGAGGCUGUCAAAUUUAAUGGGUGAUUACUAGUUUUAGAGAAUCUUCAUGACUUCCUGGCAGCUGAACUUAAUUUGAUAACUGAUGUCCAAAACUGUGAUUAAUCAUGUUCAGUUUGAUGAUUUUUUGUAUUUGUAUACAGAAGCGAAGUGAUAAAAUGAGGAUUUUUCUUAUUUAUUCUUAUUUAUCUAGAAAGAAAAAUCGAAUAACAAUCAACCGAUUUUUUUACUAAUCCAUGAUUAAUGCAAAAAUUCAACUUAUCUCUUCGCUACUGAAUUGUCUGUGCCAUUCUUCAUAGUUACCCACAUUUGCCAAAUAAAAUCAUUGAAAAUAUACGAUAAUUACCCGCAUUGUAAACAGCCUAACAGUCACUCGUUGUAUUGCAGAUAAUUUUCACCUAGUUUAAUGAUAGUUUGUCAUAGUUCUCGGUUUCUUCCAACCAAUGUAUCCAUUACCUCCAAUUCAAUUGAAUGUUAAUACUUAUUACGUUAUUACAAUUUAUUAUUUAAUUAACAAAUCUGAUAGUCAUAAGAACAAGAAGUAUUAGAAAGAAACCUCAGAGUGUGUACGAGUGUCGUAGAGCAAUUGUGAGAGAUGAAUGUUUUAUCGGAGGUGUGUCAAGACCGUUGUUUCUUUCCUUUCGUGGAAAACAGAAUAAAUGACAUAU